AUGGCGUCUUCUUCAGCUGCCACUCCGCUCCUUUACUCCUGCAUCGCCCACAAGACCACAAUCCUAUCCGAAUGCACCAUCUCUGCCUCGUCACAGACCUCGUCGCUCGCUUCCCUCAUCCUCCCAAAGAUUGAGCACACAACCCCUCAGAAGUUGACAUACACGCACGGCCAGAACCAGAUCCACUAUGUCGCCGAGGCGCCAUCUGAGUAUCCCGAGCACCCGGCGGCCGGCGGCCUGACGUUUCUCGUCAUUGCAGACUCAUCGCUGGGCCGUCGCGUUCCAUUCGGCUACCUGCUAGAGAUUCGCAAGCGAUUUUUCGAGAAAUUCCCCGAGCACAGCGACUUUGCCGACAUGCCCAACUACGGCGCCGGGUCGUUCAACUCGGAGAUGAAGAGCCUGAUGGUGGAAUUUGGCACGACGAGCGGCGGCAUGAACGACGCGAUUGGUAAUGCGAAGCGCGAGAUUGACGAUGUUAGAGGCAUCAUGACGAAGAAUAUCGAGAGCUUGCUUGAGCGAGGCGAGCGGAUCGACCUGCUUGUCGACAAGACGGACAGACUGGGGAGCAGCGCUCGCGACUUCCGGGUCCGGAGCCGCGGGCUGAAGCGCCAGAUGUGGUGGAAGAAUGUCAAGCUCAUGGCACUCCUGAUCCUGGUUGUGGCUCUCAUCAUCAUGAUUAUUGUCAUUUCAAUCAAGGGCUAGACAUGGAGAUGAUGCUGCCAUGAUGUUAUUUUCUAUUGCGUUUGCUUUCUCUUCUGUCUUUUCUUCCUUGAUGGGAGCAGCGAAGCCUAGAUGCUGCAACAUGUAUUCAUAGUAGGGAUCUGAUGUUUUUUUGGGAGUCAAAGGGAGAAUGCACACCUCACGAGGAAUAAUUGGUUUUACUUGCGAACAACGGGACCUUGGGCUGAAAGUACUUUGAGUUAUAAUUAUAACGCGACGCUAUUUCUUUUCAACGUGCAAGCAGAUAUUACUUUGUAGUAGUAGUAUAGCCUUUUCAAGCCAGCAAAUGCACAUUUCAAUGUUGUU
This is a messenger RNA of Trichoderma virens Gv29-8, 1026 nucleotides long. RefSeq lists its product as uncharacterized. The coding region runs from base 1 to 702 and encodes 233 amino acids. Gene Ontology annotation, cellular component: membrane. Lineage: Eukaryota; Fungi; Ascomycota; Sordariomycetes; Hypocreales; Hypocreaceae. The record is from RefSeq and is a predicted model, not a curated record. Gene Ontology annotation, biological process: vesicle-mediated transport. The transcript is spliced from 2 exons.